Messenger RNA from Lytechinus pictus (painted urchin), 894 nucleotides. RefSeq lists its product as uncharacterized. The transcript has a single exon. NCBI's taxonomy places the organism in Eukaryota, Metazoa, Echinodermata, Echinoidea, Temnopleuroida, Toxopneustidae. The coding region runs from base 1 to 894 and encodes 297 amino acids. The record is from RefSeq and is a predicted model, not a curated record.
AUGAAUAAAAUCUUGAUUUUCAUUGCAGGAUUUCUUGCAAGCGACCAUCACGCUAAUGCAGUGUCCUAUGUAGAAGGGCAAGAAGCCAAAUUGAUAUUUCCAUAUCCAUGUGACAGUACAGAAAUCACAUUGCAGCAAUCAAACAGGCUCCCUUUUUAUAACUCUGCAGAUGGGGCAACACUGUCCUUGCCUGAAAAUCAGUGUCAUAGAUUCAGCAUUCAUUAUGAAUAUGAUAUCAAUGAUUGCUAUCUGAAACUUACAAUAAUCAAUGUGAAAAGGGUUGAUCAAGGGACAUUCAUUUUAUUUGUCUACGAGAAUCAGAGGCUAAUAGCUGAUGGCACGUACAAGAUUUGGCUCAACAUAGAUUAUCCUCCUAGUAUAGCGUUAUGUGUUGUGGGUGAAGAUAAAGGUGGUAAAUGGGUUUCUAUAGACUGUACAGCCAAGACAGGAACUCUACCAGGAAAGAUUGAAUGCUACCAAAAUAAUGAGUGGAUGCCUUCCCUGACAGACCCAAUUGAAAAUCACAUCACCCUAAAACAGACCAUUCUCAUCAGAAAAUCACAGCCAGCAUUUUGUUGUUCUUCUUUAUUGAAUGGAAAUAAAUCAAGAGAUGAAUGUGAUGAUACUGCACUGUUCCAACAUGAUGACAGAAGCAAUGAUUUAUCUGCUACCGUCUUCAUCCAAACAACUACUAAACAUCAAGAAAUUGUGGAGAUUACUAAUACUCCUGAAAGUCAAGCCACUGAAGAGAUUACAAAGAUUUUUAAAUCCAGACAGUAUCAUUUAUCAACAAACACGUUCUCCACCAAUGGCAUGAAAAAGAGCAAAGCUGACUUGAAAACUAUAAUAGAUGGUAUUAUAGUUUGGCAGCUGCUGUGGUCCUCAUUUUCAUAA